AUGCUUACAGCACCUUCUCGUGCAACCUUGCGGAAAGAACUCAAAACCAAACAUAUUAGCGUAAUUGGAGAAGAAGAAAUUAAGCAAAUUAAAUCUUAUCGUGCAAAUAAACUUUCGAAGUUAACUGAUAUGCAAAUCGAUGCAAUUAAGAAUCAUUCGGUGACUGCCUCCUACAAUUCGGAAGCUGAGAGUAAUAAUGAGGAAGAAAAUAAUGAUACUGGUGCAAUGUUUUCUGACAAUUAUGAUGCUCGUUAUAUGAUUAUGAUUUAA
Paraglomus occultum is the source of this 270-nucleotide messenger RNA. Lineage: Eukaryota; Fungi; Glomeromycota; Glomeromycetes; Paraglomerales; Paraglomeraceae. The record is from the annotation of a GenBank genome assembly.